UAACUUGUGACGCCAUUCUUCGAUGGCGCACCGUCAUGUUGAAGUCAAACUUUAUUCAAUUGAAUAAGAUCUGAGGAUAUUAAUCCGCCAUGCUUUCUUUGACUGCAUUAGUGUUACUCCUUCUGGGAACUAUCGUCGUCGACGGGGCAUCUCAAUGUCGUAAGAACUGGCAGCAGUAUAGUACGGCUUGCUACUAUCUCAACAGCGAUACACUGACAUGGGAAAGUGCUCAGGCUUACUGCGAGACACAAGGCGGUCAUCUGGCCAGUAUUGCAGAUAGCGGUGUUAAUGGUCACGUGGCUGGGGUCAUGAGUGGAUAUUCCAAGGCACACAUCGGUAUAACUGACACUGAUAGUGAUGGAACGUGGGCUUGGUGGGACAGAAGCUCAUUGAGUUAUACAAACUGGAACUCUGGAGAACCGAAUGGAAACUUUGAGACCAACUGUGGAGGGAUGUACUCCAGUGGAACAUGGGAUGAUUAUCCCUGUACCACCAGUAUGGUCAGCGUAUGCAGGGCACCGAUACAGUACACUGCAACGAAGACCGGUUGCACCUGUCCCUAUGAUUCGACCCGUACGGACUGUGCGUGCUGUGUGACGGGUGGAACACAUUGUGGUCAACUGUACCCCAACGAGUGUUACUACUCCAGUUCCUCAGAGUGUGGAACUGAUGCUAAUGAUCCCAUUGAUGAUUGGCAGCUUGUAAUGAAGGUGACGCGAGGAUCGAGCAUUAACGUCUAUGACUUGUAUACGGGAGCAUCGACUUACAACGACGGCUCGACCACGGCUAACAUUCUCACAUCGACAUCGGUAACAUACAAGAGUUCUGAAGCGAAUAGCUACGAUACCAGCUCGCUUGAACAGAUCAAGUUCGCUUACUAUUCUAGCGGUGUUGAGGUCCGGAGCUUGACGUUCGACACAUCAGGAACUAGUCGCACGUCCUGGUAUCAUACAAACUACAUAAGCUAUGCACCUUAUACUGACAUCUACACGGAUACCAAGAACUACGAAUCAAUGGCAGGUACAGGCACUAGUGGACAGCGCAGAUUCUUCAUCAAUCGCAACUACGGAGGUUGCUCUAUCGAUGCCGGUUGGGUCGUGGUCAUUGACUACGGUACUAACCAUGGAUGUAGUUGGGAUGGAUACUACGGUACACCUUUCUUCAUCUACAGUGCUGCCUCUACAUAUCAGACAUGGGACUCGGGAAGUAGAGGUUUCCCUGACACGGUUGCGUUUCUUCACAAGUACUAUGAUGAUGGGAAUAAUGACCAGACUAUAUGCGACUCUGGUUGGGCGCGGAACCGUAACGGUUGCUAUAAACUCGUCGAAUCGACGUCCAAAUUUCGCGAAUCCAUGGCGGCAUGUCGAGCUCUUCACGAUGAAGCUGACUUGGUUAGCGUCUCUGAUCAGGAAGAGAAUGACUUCCUACUCAAGCUCUCUAGACGGACCUUCGAGACGAAUACUUACUGGAUAGGGUUCACAGACGUGGACGAAGAGGGAACGUGGGCCUGGUCCGAUGGGUCGGUGGAGUCCUACACCAACUGGUAUUCUGGAGAACCGUCUGGUGGGACUGAAAAUUGUGCCGCGCUACGCUGGAGUUCAGAUGGAACGUGGAAUGAUGCUAAAUGUUGGAGUUCAUAUGGUUACAUCUGUAAAUAUCCUCUCAAUAAAGUGUCAUGUGCAGAUUGGAAACGUAAAGGCUACACAUCGAGUGGAUACUAUACCAUUGAUCCUGAUGGUAGAAACACCGGUGUCGAACCAUUCCGAGUAUAUUGCGAUAUGACGACGGAUGCUAGCACAGGCAUUACGAUGAUGUCCCAUCAGGAGGAAUAUCGAUCACUAAUUACUGGAUAUGAGAGCGCUCGAAGUGGGUCACGAUCAAUCCGUUACGGAGAUCGAAGUAUCGCUCAGGUUGCCAUGACAGCAGAUAUCAGUUCAUCGUGUUCUCAAUACAUCAAGUACGAAUGUCACGGUUCCUAUAUGACUGGCUAUACCGCCUGGUACGACAGAGAUGGCAACCAGAAGAAUUACUGGGGCGGUGCCACGACUGAUAGCGGACAGUGCGCUUGCGGGAACUCUGGCACCUGUACCAACGGUCACCACUGCAACUGCAAUACCAACGACAAUAACUGGAGAGAGGACUCGGGGUAUCUUACCGAUAAGACUACCUUACCGGUCACUGAAAUGAGGUUUGGUGAUACAGGAGACGCCAGCGAGUCAGGGUACUAUACACUAGAACCCCUUUACUGCAAGGGAGAUGAAUCUUACAUCGUCACUGACCGUACAGAUUUCAUGUUAAUCAGAGAGAGGCAUCUAUCGGGUUAUAACAAUGACCAUCAGUCAGGUCUCACCGUCAACCAGUGCGCCGCCGCCUGUGUGGCCGCUACGAGCUUCUUGUGUCGCUCUUUCGACUUUCAUCCAUCAGAUGGCGGUUGCUAUUUGAGCGAAGAGAAUGAUCAAACCGUCACCACCACCAGCGGGGCUGACUACCAUCUCCUUGUCCGAAUAAUGGACCCCAUGGUAGAUCCUUAUUUAGAGUCAAACAGUUGUUCAAACGGAUGGCUACAGCGGGGUUCUUACUGUUAUAGACCCUACCAUGGAUUAUAUACUUGGCUCAAUGCAGAGAUAUAUUGCCAACAGCAAGGAGGUCAUCUCGUGACCCCAUCAGAUUUAGACGAGUAUGACUAUGUAAAAAGAAUAUUUAGAUGGGCACAGAGGGCUGUCACUGUAUUCUGGAUUGGACUAAAUGACAUCGAAGAAGAAGGUACGUGGAAGGAUGCGGAAGGUAAUGACGCAGUUUACACAAACUGGAAAAGCGGAGAACCAAAUGGAGGAAUCAGUGAAAACGGGGUUCUCAUGUAUGUAUUCUCGUCGGAUGAAUACAUUGAUUCAACAGUACAGACUGGACAACAUUUCUUCUGCAAAGAGGCCAUAGGAGCAGGAGUUAUUGCCCAGCCAACCACUCACCCGCUGUGUGAUAGCAGCGACUGGGCCUGGGAUGACCAUAGCUGCUACUUCUUUGGAACUAACACCAAGUCUUGGUCUGAUGCGCAGGACUACUGUCAGGAUCUAGGAGGAGACUUGGUAACCAUAGAAACCGAGAGAGAAUUCAAUUUUUUGGUCGACCAUUAUCGCUAUCGGUAUUCAAACAGGGGAUUUUGGAUCGGACUCAAAUACAUGUCAGAUGGAACAUACCGAUGGGAGACUGAGAUCUCUGAGUACCCAUCAGAUGGUUCGCAGUGGGACAGCGGCAAGCCUGACGGGGCAGCAUCGGGGCAGCAUUGUGUCGAGUUCUCCGCAGCUCAGAGCUAUAACGACGAAGACUGCUCGACAGCUUUGUACUACAUCUGUGAAAAAGAUACUCUCCCGACAUCCUAUCCACCAUCCUUCAGCCUCGAUGUAAGAGGACCCACCGCUAUACUCCUCUCCUGGAGCGCUCUACCACAGGCUCAACAAAACUCGGAUAUCACGGGAUAUUACAUUCACUACUGGCCGAGAAACAAGCAAAAUACGAACAACGUCACGAUUGACGUCACAGGUCUGAGUACCUACACGUACCACCUAACGGGCAUCGCAGCCGACACCACCUUCGAAUUCAUCAUCCAGGCUUAUACCGAGCAGGGAGUCGGACUAGAGACUGAUCCACCCAUCAAUGGCACUACAGAGGUGGCAUUUGUGCGUAACUCUGAGAGCCGCAAAGCAAACUUUAUCCUGAAGAAGAACUACCGUCUAAAAAACCACGCCCUCUACGAGCUGGAGGCAUACACCUUGUCUGAAUGUACCAACCACUGUUUGAAGGAUGCUGGUUGUAUUUCCGUCAACUAUCACAAGUUAUCUCGCGCACCAAGAAAGCUUUGCGUUCUCAACCGAGCAUCACAUACAACCAAUGAGGAUGACUUGGUGGCUGAUCGAGAUUACAUGUAUGGAUCAAUAGACGGACUGUAAGGAAAAAUGGAAGUGAAAAGAAAUUAAGAGACACUUGGGAUUUAAUAAAUUCUUAUUGCAUGAAACAACAUGUUUUGUGCUGCAAUGAGCGAUAAACGACAAAUCUGGGUACGAAUCCAAUGAUUCAUUUAAAUUUACACAAUUUUUUCUCACUUUUUUGCAAUUAAAGUUUCGCUGUAAAUUGAAUUUAUCCUAUCGUCGAAAGUCAUGAUUUUAAUUUUUUUAGAAAGGAGAGAUAUUUGUGUUGCCUCUAUAACUAAACAGAAGCGGCCUUGCUUCUUUUAUUUAUUUUAAAAUCUAGAUAAAGAUCAAUGCAUUUGUAGCCCAAUAGUUGCCUUGUUGGAAAGUGCUUUUGUAUCCACAACACAAAACUAUUAUAUUAGCUUAGCUAAUAAAUCCUCCCUCUCUCUCGCAUAGUGCAACCGCAAGCCUACUGUAUAGCUAAAAUAUAUCAUACAGUGCUAGAGAGUGAACAGAGAGGUGCAUAAGGGGAGUUUGGAUGGCUCCUUGGUUCAUGUUCCUAAGAAGCUGGUGACAUCGUUCAUACACAAAGCUGAACAAUCACCCUCAUUCCGCGCACACCCUCACUGCUCACCUGUACAUACUGUACAUAUCGGGACAUACCGUCACAAGUACAAGUUUCACCGACAUCCCAUUGAAAUACUUGUCAUCAUGACUAUUCCAUGAAACGCUGCUCUGAUCGCCAUUCAAUCAAUGUUGUACCAUCCAAAGUGAAAUGAGAAGGCACAUCUAAGAGCAUUUUGAACAAGUGGGAUCGAAUGUGCACAGUGAUUGAGAAAGUUGUAACAUAACACGGGUUAUCUGUAAAAUCUAGAAUAUUUUUUGUUAUUUAUCCUCGAAAAGUAAAUUAUUUGUAAAUAAAUAAGUGAGAAAUAUCGAGACAAUGAAUAAAAGAUAUCUAUGCAAUCAUAGUAA
Messenger RNA from Strongylocentrotus purpuratus (purple sea urchin), 4880 nucleotides. Its product is annotated as macrophage mannose receptor 1. Gene Ontology annotation, molecular function: signaling receptor activity; protein binding. NCBI's taxonomy places the organism in Eukaryota, Metazoa, Echinodermata, Echinoidea, Camarodonta, Strongylocentrotidae. The coding region runs from base 90 to 3944 and encodes 1284 amino acids. The transcript is spliced from 26 exons. The record is from RefSeq and is a predicted model, not a curated record.